Salvia hispanica is the source of this 594-nucleotide messenger RNA. RefSeq names its product Stress induced protein (gene EM1). Gene Ontology annotation, biological process: response to abscisic acid. Gene Ontology annotation, cellular component: cytosol. Lineage: Eukaryota; Viridiplantae; Streptophyta; Magnoliopsida; Lamiales; Lamiaceae. The record is from RefSeq and is a predicted model, not a curated record.
CUUUGCUUGCUUUGCUACAAUUCUACAAAUUAAUAACAUCUGUGUGUGAGAGAGAGAGAUGGCUUCGGAGCAAGAGCGACAGGAACUCGACGCCAGGGCUAGACAAGGCGAGACGGUGAUCCCCGGCGGCACCGGCGGCAAGAGCCUCGAAGCCCAGGAGCACCUCGCCCAAGGGCGAAGCCGGGGUGGGCAGACUCGACGCGAGCAGCUAGGGACGGAAGGGUACCAGGAAAUGGGGAGCCGAGGUGGGCAGACGCGGAAGGAGCAGCUGGGGAGAGAAGGCUAUCAGGAGAUGGGGCGGAAGGGCGGCCUCACCACCAUUGACAAAUCCGGGGGCGAGCGUGCUGCCGAGGAAGGAAUCGGCAUUGAUGAGUCCAAGUUCAGGACUUCAUCCACAUAAAUAUAUUGUCAAUGCUAUUAUAUUAUAUACUCCUAUGAUACAUAUAUAUAGCGGCUGUCUCAGCGUGCUAGACUUUUGUUUGUUGCGUCUCGAUAAGCAGAUAAGCAGCUGUACUGGUUUGUCUACAGAUGACUACAUUAUAUUAUUAUAUGGUGAUCUCUAUAUAUGUGAAUAAAAGGUUUUUUCUUAGCUAA